Cebus imitator (Panamanian white-faced capuchin) is the source of this 2708-nucleotide messenger RNA. It is a transcript of the gene DDX27, whose product is annotated as DEAD-box helicase 27. Gene Ontology annotation, molecular function: nucleic acid binding; ATP binding; RNA helicase activity. The transcript has 21 exons. The coding region runs from base 155 to 2449 and encodes 764 amino acids. NCBI's taxonomy places the organism in Eukaryota, Metazoa, Chordata, Mammalia, Primates, Cebidae. The record is from RefSeq and is a predicted model, not a curated record.
UGCGCACUCUUAAGAGGUCGCAACGGGGAGAGCCGCAGGGGCUCUCGAGCGGAAGUGACGCACGGCACAUGCGCAGUGACGACGAAGAGGUUCCGAAAAGUUAAGGGCCGGACUGCAUGCUGUGCUCGCUUCCGGAAGUUGCUUCUGCUACAACAUGCUUGCGGAGCUCGGCUUAAUCGGCACCAUAGGCGAGGAUGACGAGGUGCCAGUGGAGCCCGAGUCUGACUCCGGUGACGAGGAGGAGGAGGGGCCCAUUGUGCUGGGCAAACGACAGAAAGCCUUGGGGAAGAACCGCAGUGCUGAUUUCAACCCUGACUUCGUUUUCACCGAGAAGGAGGGGACGUAUGAUGGCAGCUGGGCCCUGGCUGAUGUCAUGAGCCAACUCAAGAAGAAGAGAGCAGCCACUACAUUAGAUGAGAAGAUUGAGAAAAUUCGAAAGAAAAGGAAAACGGAGGAUAAAGAAGCCAAGUCUGGGAAGUUAGAGAAGGAGAAAGAAGCAAAGGAGGGCUCUGAACCAAAAGAGCAGGAAGACCUUCAACGGAACGAUAAGGAGGGCUCAGAAGAUGAAGCCUCAGAGACUGACUACUCGUCGGCUGAUGAGAACAUCCUCACCAAAGCAGAUACACUCAAAGUAAAGGAUCGGAAAAAGAAGAAGAAGGGACAGGAAGCAGGAGGAUUUUUUGAAGACGCAUCUCAGUAUGAUGAAAACCUUUCAUUCCAGGACAUGAACCUUUCCCGUCCUCUUCUGAAGGCCAUUACAGCCAUGGGCUUCAAGCAGCCCACCCCGAUCCAGAAGGCGUGCAUACCUGUGGGUCUGUUGGGGAAGGACAUCUGUGCCUGUGCAGCCACUGGGACAGGUAAAACUGCUGCUUUUGCCCUUCCUGUAUUGGAGCGUCUGAUUUACAAACCCCGCCAGGCUCCAGUCACCCGUGUGCUGGUGCUGGUUCCCACUCGGGAGCUGGGCAUCCAGGUGCACUCUGUCACCAGACAGCUGGCCCAGUUCUGCAACAUCACCACCUGCCUGGCUGUGGGUGGCUUAGAUGUGAAGUCUCAGGAAGCGGCUCUCCGGGCAGCGCCUGACAUCCUCAUCGCCACCCCAGGCCGGCUCAUUGAUCACCUCCACAACUGCCCUUCCUUUCACCUGAGCAGCAUCGAGGUGCUCAUCCUGGACGAGGCUGACAGGAUGCUGGAUGAGUACUUUGAGGAGCAGAUGAAGGAGAUCAUCCGAAUGUGUUCCCACCACCGCCAGACCAUGCUCUUCUCGGCCACCAUGACAGACGAGGUGAAAGAUCUGGCUUCUGUCUCUUUGAAGAACCCCGUCCGGAUAUUCGUGAACAGCAACACGGAUGUGGCUCCCUUCCUACGGCAGGAGUUCAUCCGGAUCCGGCCUAAUCGGGAAGGAGACCGGGAAGCCAUCGUGGCAGCUCUGUUGACGAGAACCUUCACUGACCAUGUGAUGCUGUUCACGCAGACCAAGAAGCAGGCCCACCGCAUGCACAUCCUCCUAGGGCUCAUGGGGCUGCAGGUGGGCGAGCUCCAUGGCAACUUGUCACAGACGCAGCGGCUGGAGGCCCUCCGGCGCUUUAAGGAUGAACAGAUUGACAUCCUUGUGGCCACUGAUGUGGCAGCCCGUGGACUUGACAUUGAAGGGGUCAAAACGGUAAUCAACUUCACAAUGCCUAAUACCAUCAAACAUUAUGUCCACCGGGUGGGGCGAACAGCGCGUGCCGGCAGGGCUGGGCGUUCAGUCUCCCUGGUGGGAGAAGAUGAGCGGAAGAUGCUGAAGGAGAUUGUAAAAGCUGCCAAGGCCCCUGUGAAGGCUAGGAUACUUCCCCAAGAUGUUGUCCUCAAAUUCCGGGACAAGAUUGAGAAAAUGGAGAAAGAUGUGUAUGCAGUUCUGCAGCUAGAGGCGGAGGAAAAAGAGAUGCAGCAAUCAGAAGCUCAGAUCAAUACAGCAAAGCGGCUCCUGGAGAAGGGGAAGGAGGCAGUGGUUCAAGAGCCUGAGAGGAGCUGGUUCCAGACCAAAGAAGAGAGGAAGAAGGAGAAAAUUGCCAAAGCUCUGCAGGAAUUUGACUUGGCCUUAAGAGGAAAGAAGAAAAGGAAGAAGUUUAUGAAGGAUGCCAAAAAAAAGGGGGAGAUGACAGCAGAGGAAAGGUCCCAGUUUGAAAUCCUCAAGGCGCAGAUGUUUGCUGAACGGGUAGCCAAGAGGAAUCGCAGAGCCAAGCGGGCCCGAGCAAUGCCCGAGGAUGAGCCAGUGAGAGGCCCUGCCAAGAAGCAAAAGCAGAGGCAGAAAUCUGUAUUUGAUGAAGAACUCACCAACACAAGCAAGAAGGCCCUGAAACAGUAUCGAGCUGGCCCUUCCUUUGAAGAAAGGAAACAGUUGGGCUUGCCCCACCAGAGACGAGGAGGAAACUUUAAAUCUAAAUCCAGAUACAAGCGGAGGAAGUAGCUGUUGUGACCUGAAGAAAUUCAUGGGGGCAGUCCUUAAAUCCCUUCCCUGUGGGAAGUUAUCCUGGCUGGUCUGUCUUUUCUCCACGUGUUUAAAAAAAAAAAAUUAAGCCUGUCAUUUGUGUAUUAAAAAAAAAACUUUGGGUGGUGGUGGUAUGUAGCUGUUUUCCUAAGCAUGUCUGUCAAUCUCCCUUCUUGCUGAUUAGCUUUCAUAUAAUGACCAUACUCAAUGGAGGUAUUUUUGGGGAGGAAGAGAAACC